GCGAAACGCUAUUGAAUUUUAUUAAAAAGCAGCAAUUUAUAUGUAGAACUUUUUGAAGUUGUUGGUUUUAUGUGUAAAAGUUACAAAUAUGCAUAUUAAACAGGUGAUAAUUCAGGGAUUCAAGAGUUAUCGUGAACAAAUCGUUGUAGAGCCCUUCGACAAAAGACAUAAUGUAGUGGUUGGACGUAAUGGUUCUGGGAAGAGUAAUUUCUUCUUCGCUAUCCAGUUUGUACUUAGUGAUGAGUUCUCUCACCUCCGUCCUGAACAAAGAUUGGCCCUCUUACACGAGGGUACAGGCCCCCGGGUGAUAUCAGCAUUUGUUGAGAUUAUAUUUGACAACUCUGACAACAGAAUACCGAUUGAAAAAGAUGAAAUAUUCCUACGGCGCGUCAUCGGUACAAAGAAGGACCAGUUCUUCCUCAACAAGAAAGUCGUGCCCCGCUCUGAAGUACUGAAUCUCCUCGAAAGCGCCGGCCUUUCUAAUUCGAACCCGUACUAUAUUGUCAAACAAGGAAAAAUCAAUCAAAUGGCAGUUGCACCAGACUCCCAUAGACUGAAGCUGUUAAGAGAGGUAGCGGGAACCAGGGUCUAUGAUGAACGGAGAGAGGAGUCUGUUACUAUACUCAAGGAGACUGUUGGCAAGGUGGAGAAAAUCAACGACUUCCUUCAAACCAUAGAAGAGCGCCUCAAAACGUUAGAAGAAGAGAAAGAAGAAUUGAAAGAAUAUCAGAAGUGGGAUCGCGCGAGGCGUGUUCUGGAGUUCAUCAUACAUGACACGGAGCAUAGGGAGAAUAAGCAGAAACUAGAAAGUCUGGAAAAAAUGCGCGCCAAUAGCGGCAAAGAACAACAGCACUACGCCGACAUGGUUCGGGAGGCGCAAGAACACGUGCGGGAGUCCAACAAGAAACUCAAGGACGCCCGUAAAGAUGUGGCCGCGACCCGCGAAGAGAAAGACAUCCUGUCCACUGAACAACAGCAGCUACUGCGGGAAAAGACUAAACUAGAACUGGCCAUAAAGGACUUAACAGAUGACGUCGAUGGCGAUAACAAGUCUAAGGAAAGAGCCGAAGGGGAGCUCGAACGCUUACGUCAGCAAAUAUCCGAAAAAGAACGCGAGCUGGAAGAACUAAAGCCGAAAUACGAAGAGAUGAAAGCCCGCGAGGAAGAGUGUACGCGCGCGUUGACGCUCAACCAACAGAAGCGGCAAGAGUUGUACGCGAAACAGGGACGCGGCACUCAGUUCACCUCCAAGCAAGACAGAGACAGAUGGAUCGAGAAGGAGCUAAAGUCUCUAAGCAAACAAAUAAAGGAUAAAAAGGACCACGAAGCAAAGUUGCGGGAAGACUUACGCCGCGACGCCCUCAAAUUAACUGAACUAGAGAAACGUAUAGAGGAGACCACCAAAGAGAUGGAGAGACAAAGAGUGGCCAUAGAUGAGCACAACAAACAAUAUUACGAGUGCAAGAAACGGAAGGAUCAGGAACAGAGUGCUAGGAAUGAGUUGUGGCGGAAAGAGACAACAUUAACACAGAAUCUGUCAUCGUUAAAAGAAGAUUUGGCUAAGGCCGACCAAGCCUUACGCUCGAUGGCUGGAAAGCCAAUCCUCAACGGAAGAGACAGUGUGCGCAAAGUGCUGGAAACGUUCCAGGAGAGAGGCGGUGAAUGGGCGAAGAUAGCCACGCAGUACUAUGGACCUGUUAUAGAGAACUUCACAUGCGACAAGACCAUUUAUACAGCUGUCGAGGUAACGGCAGGCAACAGGCUGUUCCACCACAUAGUGGAGUCAGAUACAGUGGGCACGAAGAUCUUGAAGGAAAUGAACCGACAGAGUCUGCCAGGAGAAGUGACAUUCAUGCCCCUGAACCGAUUGCAAGUCAGAGAUAUGGUGUACCCUAACGACAAUAACGCAAUAGCCAUGGUUCAAAAGCUGAAAUACGAUGCUAAGUAUGCCAAAGCGAUGAAGUAUAUCUUCGGCAAGACCCUCAUCUGCAGGAAUCUGGAGUGUGCCACGGAGUUAGGCAAGCAGUUCCAUCUGGAUUGCGUUACUUUAGAGGGAGACCAGGUCUCUUCAAAAGGUUCGCUAACUGGAGGUUACUUCAACCAGUCCCGAUCUCGUUUGGAAAUGCAGAAGACCAGAUCGGAACUGAUGGAGCAAAUCACAACUCUCGAGGAAGAGUUGAGUACGUUACGGCAAGAGCUCAACAAGACGGAAACAAGUAUCAACACGAUCGUUUCGGAAAUGCAACGCACGGAAACCAAGCAGGGAAAAGCCAAGGACAUUUUUGACAAAGUGAAAGCUGACAUUCGACUUAUGAAGGAGGAAUUGGCGUCCAUAGAGAGGUUCCGCGGACCCAAAGAGCGCUCGCUAGCCCAGUGUCGGUCCAGCCUUGAAGCCAUGCAGGCUACCAAAGAGGGUCUGGAGUCUGAACUGCAUCAGGAGUUGAUGGAGCAACUUUCGACCGCUGAUCAAGGCAAGGUUGACGAACUGAACGACGCAAUACGUAGACUGACGCAGGAGAACAAAGAGGCGUUCAGCCAGAGAAUGAAUCUCGAAGCCACAAAGAACAAACUGGAGAAUCUACUCACCAAUAAUUUGAUACGACGUAAAGAUGAAUUGGUGCAAGCCCUCCAAGAGAUAUCAGUAGAAGAUCGCAAGAGACGCCUCAGCAACAGUAAAUCUGACUUGGCAGCGGCCGAGAAGAGAAUACGGCAGAUCAAUAAAGAGAUGGAAGAAGUCGAGAGAAAAGUGCAAACAGCUGUCAAAAAUGAGAAAGCCCUUAAACUGGAGCUUGACAAAUGGAGGAAUAAGGAAAAAGAAGCCCAAGACAAGAUGGAGGAAGACGCAAAGGGUCUAGAAAAGAUGGCAUCCAAGGAAGUGCUCCUGCGGGAGAAGAUACAGGAAUCCCUGGACAAAAUAGCGGCACUCGGCACGCUACCCAACGCGCCGGAACUACAUUCCAAAUACCAGAAGCUGUCCUUGAAACAGUUAUUCAAAGAGUUGGAGAAGGCUAACCAGCAUCUAAAAAAGUACAACCAUGUGAACAAAAAGGCAUUGGAUCAGUUCAUAAGCUUCUCCGAACAGAAGGAGAAGUUAUAUAAGAGGAAAGAAGAACUUGAUAUUGGAGGGGAGAAGAUUCGAGAGCUGAUCGAGACACUGGAGCACAGGAAGUUGGAAGCCAUACAGUUCACGUUCAAGCAAGUGAGCAAGAACUUCACUGAGGUGUUCAAAAAACUGGUGCCGACGGGCCGAGGCAGUCUCGUCAUGAAAGUUGCGCCCGAUGAGCAGGAUGUCAACCCUGAUCGUGCAAAUGCGGAUCCGUUUACGGGCGUGGGCAUCAAAGUAUCGUUCACGGGCGGCGAUGGAGACAUGCGUGAGAUGAACCAACUGUCCGGUGGUCAGAAGUCGUUGGUCGCGUUGGCUCUCAUCUUCGCCAUACAGAAGUGCGAUCCCGCCCCCUUCUAUCUGUUUGACGAAAUCGAUCAGGCAUUAGACGCUCAGCACCGGAAAGCGAUCGCGAACAUGAUUCACGAGCUAUCGACUUCCGCCCAGUUCAUCACCACCACCUUCCGGCCGGAGUUGCUGGAGCAUGCGCACAAGUUCUACGGCGUCAAGUUCCGGAACAAGGUGUCGCACGUGGAGUGCGUCACGCAGGACGAGGCGAGGGACUUCGUGGAGGAUAGCGCAACGCACGCGUAACGUGUGCGUGCGUGCGUUACAGGUUAUGGAAAGAUUAUUCAAGAGUUAGCAAAUUCUCAUAUUUACAAGUUACAACAUUUAAUAACAUAAUUAAAGUCCGUGCGUUUUUUAAAUAUUUUAUAAU
Molecule: messenger RNA, 3821 nt
Organism: Pararge aegeria (speckled wood butterfly)
Lineage: Eukaryota; Metazoa; Arthropoda; Insecta; Lepidoptera; Nymphalidae
Gene: SMC3
Product: structural maintenance of chromosomes protein 3
Exons: 24
Coding region: 89-3697 (1202 amino acids)
Biological process (GO): mitotic sister chromatid cohesion
Cellular component (GO): chromosome
Molecular function (GO): cohesin loader activity; protein binding; double-stranded DNA binding
Source: RefSeq, a predicted model, not a curated record